Hippocampus comes (tiger tail seahorse) is the source of this 3348-nucleotide messenger RNA. RefSeq names its product dishevelled segment polarity protein 3b (gene dvl3b). Bases 406 to 2457 code for a protein of 683 amino acids. Gene Ontology annotation, molecular function: frizzled binding. Gene Ontology annotation, cellular component: cytosol. The transcript is spliced from 15 exons. Gene Ontology annotation, biological process: intracellular signal transduction; canonical Wnt signaling pathway. Lineage: Eukaryota; Metazoa; Chordata; Actinopteri; Syngnathiformes; Syngnathidae. The record is from RefSeq and is a predicted model, not a curated record.
UACAGAUAGACCUGGAUAAUUUGGUGCAGUUUUCGCGUGCAACCAAACAGCCAAGAGUGCCGAGGUUGGCAGCUAGGGAGAGCAUAAGAGUGAGAUUCCACCCCCCCCCUUUUUUUAAAGUCGUCUUCCUUUCUGAUUUUGAGUUAAACCCACACCGCACACAACGCAACCCGUGUAAAAUGUACGAACCCAUCGCGGUGGAAUAGGGACCUUUUGGUGGGUGGGUGGGAUUGAGCUGGCGUAGAAAAACCAACCGGAAUCGGACGGCCGCGGCACGGAGAGCCGGGGAGGGACCACGGCACAACCGCCGCCAGCGCCACGGGGAGUCGGGGCCCGAGAGGGAGCCUGCCGGGGCCCUCGCCUUAAUGCGCCCAGCCUGCUUCUUCGCCUCAGCCGCACUCCGAGAUGGGGGAGACCAAAAUUAUCUACCACCUCGACGACCAGGAGACACCCUAUCUGGUGAAACUGUCUGUGCCGGCGGACAAAGUCACUUUGGCAGACUUCAAAAAUGUCCUCAAAAAACCCAACUACAAGUUCUUCUUCAAAUCUAUGGACGAUGACUUCGGGGUGGUAAAAGAGGAAAUAUCUGAUGACAAUGCAAAACUGCCCUGCUUUAAUGGACGUGUGGUGUCAUGGCUGGUGUCGGGAGAAGGCACCCACACAGAUGCAGCUCCAGUGGCAGACUCUGAGGCGGCGCCCCCUUUAGAGAGGACCGGAGGCAUCGGAGACUCUCGACCACCUUCUUACCAUGGGAAAGCUGCAAGCGGUCGGGACAGUUUGGACAAUGACACGGAGACGGGCUCUAUGGUGUCUCAAAGAAGAGAGAGGGACAAGCCGAGACGGAAGCACAGUGACCACGGCAGUAGGCAGAACGGGUUUUUGUCACGGCCAGCGGUGCGUGGAGGGGGAGCCGAGUACGACAGCUGCUCUUCUUUCAUGAGCAGUGAGCUGGAGUCCACUUCCUGCUUUGAUUCCGAGGAUGACGAUGCUACCAGCAGAUUUAGCAGCUCCACAGAACAGAGUUCCUCUCGUUUAAUGAGACGACACCGCCGCCGCCGCCGGAAACCCAAAGCCUCCAAUCUGGACAGGUCAUCAUCAUUCAGCAGCAUCACAGACUCUACAAUGUCCCUCAACAUUAUUACAGUUACGCUCAACAUGGAGAAGUACAAUUUCUUGGGCAUCAGUAUUGUGGGCCAGAGUAACGAGAGAGGAGAUGGAGGAAUCUACAUUGGCUCUAUCAUGAAGGGCGGAGCUGUAGCUGCUGACGGACGCAUUGAGCCAGGGGACAUGCUGUUGCAGGUGAACGACAUCAAUUUUGAGAACAUGAGCAAUGAUGAUGCAGUUCGAGUGCUUCGUGACAUCGUACACAAGCCCGGUCCCAUAACUUUAACUGUGGCUAAGUGCUGGGACCCAAACCCACGGAGCUGCUUUGCUCUGCCGAGAAGUGAGCCAAUUCGACCCAUUGACCCUGCGGCAUGGGUGUCGCAUACUGCAGCAAUGACUGGAGUGUAUCCUGCCUACGGUAUGAGCCCCUCCAUGAGCACCGUCACUUCCACCAGCUCCUCCAUCAGCAGCUCCAUUCCAGAAACUGAACGAUUUGAUGACUUCCACCUCUCCAUUCACAGUGACAUGGCAACAGUUGCCAAGGCAAUGGCCUGUCCAGAGUCAGGCCUGGAAGUGCGAGACAGGAUGUGGUUGAAGAUCACCAUCGCUAACGCCUUCAUUGGCUCUGAUGUGGUGGAUUGGCUCUUCCAUCACGUGGAAGGCUUCACAGAUCGCAGAGAAGCGCGUAAAUACGCCAGCAACCUUCUGAAGGCUGGCUACAUCCGACAUACUGUUAACAAGAUCACCUUUUCUGAGCAGUGCUACUAUGUUUUUGGAGACCUCUGUGGCAAUAUGACUCACCUGUCGCUCCAUGACCACGAUGGUUCCAGUGGGGGCGCCUCAGAUCAGGACACCCUUCCACCUCUGCCCCACCCUGGGGCAGCUCCCUGGCCUUUGCCUCUGCCCUACCAGUUCCCUAUCCCUCACCCCUAUGACCUGCCGCAGCCCUUCCACGGUGGGCCAGCAGCUGGCAGUGCCGGAAGCCAGCACAGCGAAAGCAGCGGCUCAAACUGCAGCAAAAACGAGGGGCGGAAAUCUGGCGGCAGCGGGAGCGAAGCCGAGAUCAGGAGCCAGCGAGCUCCCAGCGAGCGCUCGGCGGCUCCCCCUAGCGAGCGAAGCGUCCGUAGCUCGCUGAGCCACCGCAGUGCCAACGCCCAUUCGUUAGCCUACGGGCAGGGCCUCGUCUACGGCCCCCCCGGGUUGCCCCCGCAGCCGCCUCAUCUGCCUACAACCGCACCCGGAGCACCCCCUGGCCGGGAGCUGGCCGCCGCCCCUGCCGAGCUCACCGUGUCACGCCAGUCCUUGCGUAUGUCGGUGGGCAAUGCUGGCGAGUUCUUUGUAGAUGUAAUGUGACUCGGGUUCGAGGGCGAGCAAAUGAAAGCGUAGCAGAUUGGGGCCACCUAGUGUCGGAGGAGAACAGAGGUGAAUGUUGCAGCAGGUGUAUUCCAAGGCCUCCAAUUCCCAAAAGCAUGGAUGCAACUGGUCAUGGUGUGUGAAUGCGUGCGUGCGCGCGCGUGAGGACAAAAAAUGUUCCGCCUCUUUAGUGUUUCUCUUCUUAAUUUCUAAGUAGUUGUGGCCAUACUUUCUUCAGUGAAGAACCCCCUACCCCCAACUCCCUAAUUUGCUAAAGUUGGCACCAAAGCGCCUGUGAGUUUCCGCCUCUCAAUGGGGAAGAUUUAGUGCAAGGACAAAAAGCCAGUAAGAGGGAGGGAAAUGGUGCAAACAGACAGAUUGGGAGGAUGACUCAGUGCUUUUCUACGUGGAUGUUUUUCAUUUGUGUUUCUCUACGCUCUUCCCUCCUGCCUGUCCUCCUUAUCUCAACAUUCUUUGUCCUCCCCCCACGAGUCCCUGUCAGAACUGACGGAGAAAAAGGCCUUUAGCCUCCUUCACUGACCAAACAACGUUGGAUUGGACACUAACUGUUAACAUGUUCAGAUUUAAAUGUUUGCUUGACCUAUGAGAAAAAAAAAAUAAUCCAAGAGAAUCUCAGUCCUGUCAGAAAGAGAAUGAUCAUAUGUGUAGUUGAUCAUAACCAGUUUUAUUUUACGGUGCAAAACACGAUGCUCAAGUUCAAGUAAUUUGUACACUACAUAAUUACAGUUCACUCUCUUAACCCAAGCAUUUUAAAUUGGUCUUGUUGCAAUGUGUAGUGAUGGGGGAAAAAUCCUACCACGUCUCUCACACUACACUUUUAUCAAGGAAAUGUCUUUUUAUUUAUAAAUAUAGUUUUAUGACUGAACUUCA